Ilex paraguariensis (yerba mate) is the source of this 624-nucleotide messenger RNA. The record is from the annotation of a GenBank genome assembly. NCBI's taxonomy places the organism in Eukaryota, Viridiplantae, Streptophyta, Magnoliopsida, Aquifoliales, Aquifoliaceae.
GCAAUAAUCAUUCACUUUCACUACCAACUUCUCCAACCAAUUUCACAGCUUCCAUAUCAUGUGCCACGCCUGGGAGAGAUUUUACUACUAGUACCUGGUCAGUAAUAAUAAUGAGAAGCAGUUAUUCUAUUAAUGAAUGAGGAAGUAUGGAAAACAACAAGUCAAGCAACAACGAACGGUCAGUGGAUUGAAGGGUUUCGAGUACGAAACUUAUGGCUGAAGCGUCAUCACAUAACUGUUCUGUACGAGAGGGUGGUCAUGAAAGGAAGUUACUGUUCAAUCGGCUUGAUAAGAGACUGAGAAUCCUUGAAGAAGAAAUUGAAAACAUGAAGCAAGAUAUUUUGGUGACUGUGGAAGACAGGACCAAGUUGAUUACUGAGAUAUAUGAUCAGUUUCAGGCUAUACAUCAUUUUAUACACCUCAGAGAUCAAGAAGAAGAGAAACCUUGUGAUGAAGGUUUGACCAUCAUGCCUUCCAAGGUGGGAAGAACAGGAGCUGGUCUGUCACAAAUCCUAAGCCAAGAAUCAAAUUCAUCACUGGUCAUUCGGGAUCUAAGAGCUACUACACUAGUAUUACAGCACCAAGCUCAAGUCGUUAUCAAAUAGGCGACUGCUUCCACUUUAG